AUGAAUCCCGUCAAUACCAAGCCCUACAAGCUGCCAAACGAUGCAGUGUGGUUGAUAACCGGCUGCUCGUCGGGCAUCGGCCGCGCUCUCGCGACGCUCGUCGCCAGCAAACCUAACCACCGCCUCAUCGCCACGGCCCGCAACCCAGCCGAUCUCGCCUACCUCCCCGAGGGCAACGCCAAUAUCCUCAAGCUCCCGUUAGACGUGACCUCCCCAGAGUCGGUCAACGCCGCCUUCACCGCCGCCACAGAGCAUUUCUCCAAGACCGAGAACGGGGGCAGAUUUUACCUUGACGUUGUCGUCAACAACGCCGGCUACUCGCUCUCGGGCGACACCGAGUCAGCCACCGAGGAGGAGACACACCGCGAGAUGGAGACGCUGUUCUUUGGCACCGCGCGCGUGACCACGCGGGCCAUCGAGGCCAUGCGUCAACCGGCCAAACAGGGUAAAGGGGGGGAGGUUAGAGGUGGCGUCAUUUUCAACAUCUCAUCGCUUGCCGGACUGUGCGCCUUCGCCGGCCACGCGUACUACCACGCGGGCAAGUUCGCUGUGGAGGGCUUCUCGGAGAGUGUCGCCAGAGAGGUCCACCCGGAUUGGGGGAGGCACGAUAUGCCUGGUGGUACAUACCACACCCUGGGGGUUGCAACGGUGCACGAUCUGAGACAGUCUGCGUGUAGUGCGAUGGCUGACGUAGAUGACAACACCCCAGUCAAUGUGUGCAUCGUCGAGCCCAGCGGCGUCAAGACCAACUUCGAGGGCCACAGCAAGGCACGCACCGCCGCGCACCCGGCGUACGCGGCGCCCGACAUGCCGGCUCGCAAGCUCGAGAUGUACGUCAACAUGGGCAUCAAGUCGGGCGUGGGCAUGAUGGAACCUACCGCCGUUGCCGAUGCGUUAUACACUGUUGCGAGUCGCGGCGAGCGCAUUCCGUUAAGACUGCCUCUGGGCGCCACGGCGUGGAAGAUGGGCAAGGCCAAGUUUGAGGGCUUAGUGCAUCAGUUCGAGGAGGUCAAGGAGAUUAGUGCGAUGAGUCAACAGUUGUGA
Chaetomium globosum CBS 148.51 is the source of this 1044-nucleotide messenger RNA. RefSeq lists its product as uncharacterized. The record is from RefSeq and is a predicted model, not a curated record. The coding region runs from base 1 to 1044 and encodes 347 amino acids. The transcript has 3 exons. NCBI's taxonomy places the organism in Eukaryota, Fungi, Ascomycota, Sordariomycetes, Sordariales, Chaetomiaceae.